AUGGAGGACAGGGCGCGGUAUCGGAUCAAGAAGCGACUGGACGAGCUUUUGCACGAAGCGGUUCCCUACGGCGAUCUCAAGCAGCUGUUGCACAGCAGCUUUAUUUCCAAUAAGCCAUACACUCUUGAACGAGCGACAGACCGAUAUCUAGCCCAGUUCGAGAGAUCAUCUGAUCGUCCAGAUCUGCCGGGUGCAGAUAUCUCAAUGACGAGCCACGAGUACUACAAUGCGCGCAAACAGAGGUACGAGGCGAAGCUGAAUAACUCCCAGACCAUCGACCCGCUCUCGUCGCCAGGAUACCUGAAAUUCUUCAAGGAACUGCGAAGGGACCACAUUGGCAUUUCGCGGCUGCAAAAGGCGUACUUCGCACUGCCCCAGCCGGCUCCGUUGUACAUGCAGACGCAGGAUCUGGAGUAUCUCAUACGGUAUCUGUGCGGCUGUCCCCAUGCUUUGCGCAAAGACGCUUUUGGAGUGCACUUUUUGCACGACAUGCACAAAUCGGGACUGAAGCUGGGUCUCGGCGAGUUUUUCAAGCUGCUCAAUGCUCUGAAAGGCAUAGUGACGCUGGACUCCGUGUACACGAUGUACAAACAGCAGUGUGGCGUGUCUCCAUCGGAUACUGAGGGACCUCGUGAAUCACAAUGUUGUGCCCAACAUGUAUCUGAUGCAGCAGCUGCUAAAAAUGGGUCGCAGAGCGCCCGACUCGCUGUUCCUGCUGGAGAUAACGGAGCUGGCUUUGCACAGCCGUGUGGUGCACAGACACACCGUACGCACGAUAGCGUACUGCCUGGAGCAGAAGCAGGAGGAGGAUCUGGCUGCCGACUUUUUUCAGGCGUACAGACUGCUGAACGACCGGUUCGACACAGAUUUGGACCCAAGCGUGCAGUUCCAGCGCGGCCGGGUGCUGGAGCAUCUUCUGGAGCAGACAGCAGGGAGCUGGUGCGAGGUUGUGUACUAGGCAGCGCGUGGUAG
This is a messenger RNA of Ogataea angusta, 972 nucleotides long. RefSeq lists its product as uncharacterized. The transcript is spliced from 2 exons. The record is from RefSeq and is a predicted model, not a curated record. The coding region runs from base 1 to 972 and encodes 323 amino acids. Lineage: Eukaryota; Fungi; Ascomycota; Pichiomycetes; Pichiales; Pichiaceae.